This is a messenger RNA of Grus americana (Whooping crane), 1822 nucleotides long. RefSeq names its product protein disulfide isomerase like, testis expressed (gene PDILT). The record is from RefSeq and is a predicted model, not a curated record. The transcript has 11 exons. Gene Ontology annotation, biological process: protein folding. Gene Ontology annotation, cellular component: endoplasmic reticulum. Gene Ontology annotation, molecular function: protein disulfide isomerase activity. The coding region runs from base 231 to 1808 and encodes 525 amino acids. Lineage: Eukaryota; Metazoa; Chordata; Aves; Gruiformes; Gruidae.
CUUCCCCACAGCUCCUUUAUUUCCAAACACUGCUAAAGAUGGGAAGUAAUUAAGUACAUUAAUCUUCCCGUGGAAAGGUGCACUUGGCUCCGCUGGUGGUAGACUCCGUUAUCAACCUUAUCAGCCCUGUAGUUUGGCUGAUACAACAGCAGCCAUUUGAGCAGCAAACCCUGCUGCUUAGUGCUCCUUUGCUUCUUUCUUUCUCAGUAACCGGAUAAAGGCAGGACAAGAUGAAGACACAUCAGUUUUUCCUUCUGCCGUUAUUGUUUCUCACAGGCUUCCCCGCAGCAGACAGCAUAAGCCCAAAUGAAAAAAAGCCAAAGAAAGCCAAACUCCCCAAAAUAAAAAAGGAGAACAACGUACUCUUGCUGAAAAAGAGCAACUUUGACAGAGCAUUGAAGGAAACCAAGUACCUGCUGGUGGAGUUCUAUGUUUCUUUAUCUCAAUCAUCUCAGAAUCUGUCUGAAGAAUUUGCUGAAGCUGCACGACAGCUUAAAACAGAAGCGCCAAAAAUCCAAUUUGGCAAAAUUGAUGUCACACACCAACAUGAUUUGAGGAAAGAAUUUAAUAUUCGAGAGUUUCCUACUGUGAAAUUUUUUGUGGAUGGCAGCAGGGAAGAUCCCAUAGACUGCAAAGGAGUCAGACAGGCCUCAGCAUUUAUUACUUGGGUGAAGAGAAGAACGGGACCUAGCACUGUUUUAAUCAACUCUACCGAUCAGGCUGAAGCCAUCAUACAUGCUGACAAUUUGGCAGUGAUUGGCUUUUUUAAGGAACUUCACAAUGACAGUGUGGCAGUUUUCUGUGAGGCGGCAAGAGAUGUGCCAGAGAUGCCUUUCGGGAUGACAGCCAGUGAGGACGUCUGUGCUAACUACGGCAUCCAAAAGAACACUCUCGUUGUGUUUAAGAAGGGAAAACCUGUGCAUAACGAAGUGCUUGAAGAUGGCAGACAGAACAAACUGGAUCUAACGAGGCUAAUCAAAACCUUUACCUUGGAUUUGGUCACUGAAUAUAAUCUUGAGACAUCUGUGAAGAUUUUUGAUGUCCCUGUUGAAAAUCACAUCCUGCUGUUCACCCCAAAGAACUCGGAGACAUUCAAUGCGAUUUAUGAAAACUACAAGUCUGCUGCUGCGGAAUUUAGAGGAAAGAUAAUGUUUGUCUUGGUGGAUACUAAUGAAACAAGGAAUGGACGAGUUUUUGAGUAUUUUCGCAUCAGGGACAUUGACGUUCCUGCCGUGAGAAUCCUAAAUCUGACAAGCGAUGCAAAGUACAAAAUGCCUGCAGACGAGGUGACUGCGGAGAACCUGAAAGAAUUUUGCCAGAGCUACCUAAAUGGAAAAGCAAAGCUACAUCUGUCUAGUGAAGAAAUUCCAGAGGACUGGGACAAGAUGCCUGUCAAAGUGCUUGUUGGGAAGAAUUUCAACAGGAUUGUCUUCAACAAGACCAUGACUGUGUUUGUUAUGUUUUAUGCCCCUUGGUCCUUCGACUGCAGAAAACUCCUGCCGAUCUGGGAUAAGCUAGGAGAGCAAUAUGAAAGUCGCAAAGACAUAAUAAUUGCGAAGAUAGAUGUCACAGCAAACGACAUCCUGUCUGUUGGAUUAGAUCGCUAUCCGUUCUUCAGACUCUUUCCUGCGGGACCAGAUUACCAGGAGGUGGCCUAUGCCGGGGAGCAUACCUUGGAGGCAUUUUCUGAAUUCUUAGAAGAACAAAGCAAGACAAAAGCAGAACCAGAAGAGAAGGAGCCUUCGGGAGGAAUCAAAGAGGAUCUCAGCCAGAAAGAGACCGUAAUAACAGAGAAAGAAGAACUUUAACAGUACAGAGAAAG